GCGCCGUCCCAAGUCGACCCGGUCCGCCUCCUCUCCUCCUCGCCUGACGCCUCCCUCUGAAGACGAAGAAGAGAAAAAAUAAUGGUAGCAGCUCUCGCUCUUCUCUCCCGGACAGCCCUCCCCUCCUCCUCCCGCCUCCUUCGCUCCCUCUCCUCCGAGGCCUCCGCCGCCGCCGCGGCGGCGCCACCUCCGCCGACGUCGGCGGACCGCGUGAAGUGGGACUACCGGGGACAGCGGCAGGUCAUCCCCCUGGGGCAGUGGGUGCCCAAGAUCGCUGUCGACGCCUACGUCGCCCCCAACGUCGUCCUGGCCAGCCAGGUCACCGUCUACGACGGCGCCUCCGUCUGGAACGGAUCCGUCCUCCGUGGCGACCUCAACAAGAUCACCGUCGGCUUCUGCUCCAACGUCCAGGAGCGGUGCGUCCUUCACGCCGCUUGGUCCUCCCCCACAGGACUUCCAGCUGAAACAUCUAUUGAGAGGUACGUGACAAUCGGAGCUUACAGUCUCUUGCGAUCAUGCACAAUUGAGCCAGAGUGUAUCAUUGGACAGCAUUCUAUUCUUAUGGAAGGUUCCUUGGUAGAGACCAAUUCAAUCCUAGAAGCUGGUUCUGUGCUUCUGCCUGGCCGAAGGAUUCCAACUGGUGAGCUUUGGGCUGGUAAUCCAGCAAGGUUUGUUCGAAAGCUGACCCAUGAAGAAAUCUUAGAGAUCCCAAAGCUUGCUGUUGCCAUCAAUGAUCUGAUGCAAAGCCAUUUCUCUGAAUUCCUUCCAUAUUCCACCGUUUAUUUGGAGGUGGAGAAAAUGAAGAAGGCCUUGUUAAUUUCUCUUUGAAGCAUAAGCAAUUAAUCAGUGUUUGUCUCUGGAGAGAAUAACCCACCAAGGAUUUGUAGCUGAUCUUAUUGUCGGUACUUGACCUUCAUUUGAGUUGGAUGCUUUGUGUAGACCAUGGAUAUUUUUUGAGUGGCUGCGAGGAACGGUGGCAGGAGUUGGGACUUUUCUUUCUGUCCUUUUGCCUGUCAGGUAAGGAAGACCCUGAGCUUUUUUCAAUUCAGAAGAGCAUAGCUAUAUCUUUAAUCUGAUCUUCUAAAGGAACUGUUGGUUGUGAGCAAACCAUGUUCUGUUUGGCGACAAGUUUGUUCGAAGUUGAACUAAUUUGGUCUUCAUAGUUUAAGCACAUAGGGAAUGAAGGCCUGUUCUGUAUACAGCACAUGUAGUAUUAUUUGACCGUUAUUUUUGUUCUAGUACCAGCAAAUGUUACGU
Elaeis guineensis (African oil palm) is the source of this 1257-nucleotide messenger RNA. Its product is annotated as gamma carbonic anhydrase-like 2, mitochondrial. NCBI's taxonomy places the organism in Eukaryota, Viridiplantae, Streptophyta, Magnoliopsida, Arecales, Arecaceae. The record is from RefSeq and is a predicted model, not a curated record.